AGACAGUUUUGCCAGCGAAGAACAAACGCCUUGAAAGCACCCCGCAGAGAUAGAGGUUAGCUGAAAGCCAUGCGCCGUGCCUUGUGUUUGAGUGCUUUGGCCACUGCCAGUGGCAAGAUCUAUUUCUCUGAGACCUUCGGAGAUGGAUGGGAGAGCCGCUGGACCCCCAGUGAGUGGAAGAAGAGCGACGGCACUCAGGGCACCUGGAAAGCUUCAGCCGGCAAGUGGUUCAGUGAUGAGAAGGAAGAUCAAGGCAUCCAAACUGCUGAGGACUCCCGAUUCUUCGGCCUCUCUGCGGGCUUUGAUUCCUUCAGCAACGCCGGAAAGGAUCUCAUCAUUCAGUACCAGGCCAAAUACGAGAAGGACAUCGAGUGCGGUGGUGGAUACGUCAAGAUUGGCCCCAAGCUCAGUGAUCCCACCACCUUUGGUGAUCCGACGCCUUACAACAUCAUGUUCGGCCCGGACAAGUGUGGCUACACCAAGCGUACUCACUUGAUCUUCAAUUACAAGGGCAAGAACGUCCUGAAAAAGUCUGACUUGGCGUACAAGCAGGAAGGUGAAGGCACUUCCCAUGUCUACAGGCUUGUGUUGAAGCCAGACAACACUGCACGCGUCGAAAUUGAUGGUGAGAAGAUCUAUGAAGGAUCUCUGAAGGAGGACUGGGAGUUGUUGGCUCCCAAGGAGAUCAAGGAUCCUGAGGACAAGAAACCCAGUGACUGGGUGGAUGAUAGUAUGAUGAAUGAUCCUGACGACAAGAAGCCUGAUGAUUGGGUGGAAGAGAAGCGAAUCGUAGAUGAAAAGGCCAAGAAACCUGAUGACUGGGAUGAUGAAGAGGAUGGUGAAUGGGAGGCUCCCAUGAUCGACAAUCCCGAGUACAAGGGUGAGUGGACUGUGAAGCGCAUCUCCAACCCAGCCUACAAGGGCGUUUGGGAGGCAAAGAAGAUUGCCAACCCUGAAUUCGUCGAUGACGACACCCUGUACAAGUACGAUGACUUUGGCUUCAUUGGUUUUGACUUGUGGCAGGUGAAGGGCAACACCAUUUUUGAUAAUGUGAUUAUUACCGAUGAUGUGGCAGAGGCUGACAAGUUUGUUGCGAAGUGGAAGACCCUGAGUGAGGUAGAGAAGGCCAAGAAGAAGGAGGAGGACGAUGCCAAGGCCGAGGAGGCCAAGGCCAAGGCCGCUGAAGCCGAGUCCAAGGAGGACGACGAUGAUGACGAUUCCGAAGACUGAGCUCAGCGCUACGCCGGCGACGCCGGCAACGCCGUCUCACCGACCUCAAAUUGAGGUAGCCGAGGUAGCCACUUUGCAAAGUGCUGGCAAUUUUGACCCUUUUCACAGAACUUCAAGUGUUGUUACAG
Cladocopium goreaui is the source of this 1358-nucleotide messenger RNA. NCBI's taxonomy places the organism in Eukaryota, Dinophyceae, Suessiales, Symbiodiniaceae. The record is from the annotation of a GenBank genome assembly.